GCGAGGAGUGGAGGUAAAAUUACAGGACAUACAGGUAGCAAGCGCUGUCUUGAGCUUCUGCGAAGUUUUAUUUUAUUUUAUAACUUUAGAUUUUGGGCGCUUCUUUUGAGGCAAUAAAACAAAUCGCAAUGGAAACGUCUCAGGACGAGAAAUUUAGCAGCCGGCACCCCGAAAUCGUGAACUGCAGUACGGACACUGCCAGCAGGAAUCCCCAGGACCGAACAGAGGAGGAGGAGGAGGAGGGGGGCUCCGGAAGACUGGACAUCAAUCAGAAGCCACCCUACUCGUACGUAGCGCUGAUCGCUAUGGCUGUCAGGGAGAGCCCAGAGAAAAAACUCACCCUCAACGGGAUAUAUCAGUUCAUCAUAAACAGAUUUCCAUAUUACGAGAAAAACAAGAAGGGCUGGCAGAACAGCAUCAGACACAACCUGAGCCUCAACGAGUGCUUCGUUAAGGUUCCCAGAGAAGGCGGCGGAGAGAGGAAAGGUAACUUCUGGACACUCGACUCUGCCUUUGACGAUAUGUUCGAUAAAGGGAAUUACCGGAGACGCAGGCGAGUAAAAAGGCCAUACCGACCCCCAUCAGCUCCAUACGGGAAACCCUGCUUGAAUUAUUCCGAUCCGUACUACCUGCAUCCUAACUCCAAGUACUUGCAGACUUCUUUUGUCAAUAACUCUUGGUCGGUGGGACAGUCUAGCCCGUUUGGGCAAGCGACCACGUCGUUGAGUUACCAGCAGUGCCAAGCCAGCAGCGGCAAUGCCAGCCCCGUAUCUAUGAACGGAUAUGCCAGCCCCGUGUCUAUGAACGGAUAUGCCAACCCCCUUCACCAAUCCUAUAACCCCUAUCACCGACAUUUGGUUUCUGCGAUGGGAAAUCACUAUCCCGGUAUGACCCAGCAAAUCAGCCCGGGGGGGACGUCAGCGCCUGCCAGUACCUACCAGUUACCUGGUGCCAGACAACCUGAAAUGCCUGUUGUGCAUUAUUGGGAUUAGGAGGAAAGCGUUGAACUGUGAUUAACCGAAAGGACAGGUGCUGUUUGGGAUUAAUACAGACUGUGUUAACGUUAUUUUAAAAGCAUUUAAACACUGUCGUUUGUUUUAUUUUCAAAGACUGGAUAAUCUUGGAUUAACCCGUCCCUGGUUCCGCCGAGUUUGUUUGAUUGCCUUGUUGUCCAGAUUUGAAUUGCAUUGAAUCGUUUUUUUUUUUUCCUAUGUUGAACAUGUUCAUUUUAAUGUUUUAAGAUCACAAUUGUUUUCUGCUUUAAUUGAAUGUACAAAAAAACUGUUUUCAGCCUUUUCAACUAAAAUAAAAUUGUUACAUUUAAAUGCAUUUUCGCAUUGAAGGUUAACUUAAAUUUAUGUGCAUAGCACUUUUAUUUUUAUAUUAAAGUAUUUCUGUUUUAAUAAAUGCUUGUGU
Messenger RNA from Acipenser ruthenus (sterlet), 1416 nucleotides. RefSeq names its product forkhead box protein L2-like. Gene Ontology annotation, biological process: cell differentiation; anatomical structure morphogenesis; regulation of transcription by RNA polymerase II. Gene Ontology annotation, molecular function: RNA polymerase II cis-regulatory region sequence-specific DNA binding; DNA-binding transcription factor activity, RNA polymerase II-specific. The transcript has a single exon. The coding region runs from base 129 to 992 and encodes 287 amino acids. The record is from RefSeq and is a predicted model, not a curated record. NCBI's taxonomy places the organism in Eukaryota, Metazoa, Chordata, Actinopteri, Acipenseriformes, Acipenseridae.